Molecule: messenger RNA, 2085 nt
Organism: Hansenula ciferrii
Lineage: Eukaryota; Fungi; Ascomycota; Saccharomycetes; Phaffomycetales; Wickerhamomycetaceae
Exons: 1
Coding region: 1-2085 (694 amino acids)
Source: RefSeq, a predicted model, not a curated record
AUGAAUUUGCUAUCAUUGUUCCCGGACAAUGUGCUGGUAGAGGUGCUACUAAACUUGAGUCCGUAUGAUAUCAACAGCCUUUAUUCAAUUGAAUCAGUUUCAAAGAGAUUGGUAAACUUCAUAUCAUUAACAAAAGAUACAAAAGAUCUUACGGUUUUCAACAAUGUUCCUAGAGAAUCACAGGUACUUCUUCCAAAGGACUCCAAAAAAUUUGCAAUAAGACGAGGAUACAUACAACUUUUCGAAUUUGAAGAUGCUAAAAGUUACACCGAGAUAAUUUCAAAGCUUAAUGAUUCAACUCCAAAAUUUAUCGUAUUUCCAGGUACUGAUCAUGGACCUGCAAUAGACAAAUUAGUGGAUGUUAACGAAUGUUUUGGUAAGAAUCCUAAAUCUAGCUUUCAUUAUUUCAUGUUUGAACCAAAAUUUAUACGCCAAUGGGACGUUAUUUUUUAUCCUGAAUAUUUCCAUUUCCCAAAUUUAAUUGAUCUCGAGUUACGUGGUUCUGAAGUCAUAGCAGAUGUAUCAAGAAAGAAGCAAAAGUUGUUCAAUUAUAAUAACGCUGAAUCUCUAUUUAUUAUCAACUCAGUAAAUAAAGUAUCUGAAGAAUUGUUUGGUGCUGUUGAUUUUGAAAGAAAUGAUCCUUUGAAAAAACUGGUUUUGUUGGAUUAUAGUCAAAAUGACCUGAUUCUGUUCAGGAAAACAUUUGACAACAUAACACAUAUGGACCUUCAGGUAGAUGAUUAUGGUAAUGUUCAUCCAUGUCAUUCCUACAAAUAUUUUACUAUAGCAGAAUGUAACUUUUUCAACCUUAAAAGUCUUUAUAUAAGGUGUGCUUCAGGUGGUAUCAUCAAUAAUUCAAAUUUCCCCAAUCUUGAAGUUCUUUCAAUUCAUCAAAAAACAAGCACAAUCGAAGGAAAUACGUUAGAGAAGGUUCGUUUGGAGAACUUAAUGCUUCCAGAGCUUAUACAAUUUGAAUGGGUUUCAUCCUUUUCUGCUCCUAUUAUUGGACCAAAUUUUGAAGCAUCAAAACUCAGGCUUUUGAGACUCUAUAUAUCAACAGGAUUUCAGAAUAUAUCUCAUCAUAGAAAUUUUGAAGCUUCUAAAAUUCAAGACGCUAGGGAUUUCAAAACUGUUUCAUCUGGUUUAGCAUCCAUUAUUCCUGAAUAUUUGGUCGUCGAUUAUCCUCUAGUAUUGGAAGCUUUAAAUUCGCAUGGUGCAUUAAAGAAUGUAAAAUAUAUGCUUUUAAGCGGAGAACAUUUAAAUCCAAAAGAGAUCAAUUCUUUAAGAGGAUUGAAAUUUGAUAAUUUAAUUAAGGUUGGGCUUUAUGAUAUUAUAUUUGAUUCCACAGAAGAUACAUUACCCAUCUUUCAAUCACCAUCACUGAAACAAUUUAUGAUUAAAACUCCAGAAUCCAAAAGACUGCUAAAUGAAAUGAGAAGCUUUAAAUCUUUAAAAAACUCAAAAGAGCUUGUUUUGGAUGGUUCAUGCGCUAAUGUGGUAGGAGUAUAUGGUAGUGAAGUCCCACGAGAACUUGAAAAAAUCCUUAUCAAGGCCCACUCUGAACAAGAGGUUUUCAUCACAGGAAGUUUUGAAAAUCUCAAGAGCUUAAUUAUAGAAAAUGAUUAUGCGUAUAAGUCUGAGGUCAGUAUAAAGAUUUCUGCUCCAAAUUUGGUCCUGUUGAAGGCGCACGGUGUUAAUUUGAAAAAUCUUGAACUGUUUGAUUGUCCAAAAUUGAAAAUAAUAUCUGCUGAUAAGGCAGAAAGAAUAAAAACUCAUGAAGAUUUAAUUUCAUUGAAGCAUUUCAGCGUUCUGAAUACAACAGAUACAAACGAAAUUGAUAUAAAGGCAUCGAAUUUGACGUAUAUCAAAACCCCAUUAAAUGCUAAGUUUAAUUUAGCUCAAAUGACAGAUAUGAAUGGCAGUGAUCAAAAGAGGCAGAAAUUAGAAGUGUCUAACACCCAGAAAAAAAUCAGCGAACUUGUUGAUCAAGAUUUAGAAAUUUUUCCACUCUUGGAUAUGAUUUCAAAAGAAUUCAAACUUGAUCCAGAUAACGUUAUAGAUAGUAGUUAUGGGUACGAUAUUUAA